Molecule: messenger RNA, 2754 nt
Organism: Engraulis encrasicolus (European anchovy)
Lineage: Eukaryota; Metazoa; Chordata; Actinopteri; Clupeiformes; Engraulidae
Product: putative tyrosine carboxypeptidase MATCAP2
Exons: 9
Coding region: 283-2541 (752 amino acids)
Source: RefSeq, a predicted model, not a curated record
GUCAGUCAGUGGCAUUCAGCGGCGGCAGCUGCAAGCCUUUGCAACUGCUGGUAGUUGUGUCACCGCGCCAGUGACCAUGACUUCAUUUGGGAAUCGGUCUGGAUGACGACUCCUGUCACCAGCUAGCAAGUUUGUGUCAUCGUUGCUAGCUGUGUUAGCGGAGUUAUUUACGUCUUAGCUACUUUACCUACAGAACUGUACUUCUGGCACGCGUGACAAUAGCUGGUCAGCUCGUGUUCUCUAUCGUGUUUUGUGAGCUUGCCUGGAACAUACUCAAGGAACAUGAUGCUUGAAUCCAUCAAGGUUACCGAAUGCCUGCAUUGGCCGGAGUUGGAGCAUGCUCAGAAGCAGGUGCUGUGUCCCGCGGAGACUGUGGUGGCUGUGAAGCCGACGAGCCCCAGCCAGGCGAGCCCCAGCCAGGUGAGCCCCAGCCAGGUGUGUGUGAAGCCGCUGAGCCCCAGCCAGGUGUGUGUGGAGGAGAAGCUGGAUCAUCACCUGGACCAGCCGCAGCCACACCGGUCGUCAGGUGGGGACCAGCAGCAGCAGCACCUCUCCUCCUCCUCAGGUGUGGAGCGGCGUGAAUCCCCGGAGCCUCACCUCUCCUCCUCCUCGACUGUAGACAAGACACACCUCCUCUCCUCCUCGGCUGUGGACCAGCCUCACCUGUCCUCCUCCUCGGCUGUGGACCAGCCUCACCUCUCCUCCUCAUGUGUGGAGCGACGGGACCCCGCGGAGCCUCCCCUGUCCUCCUCCUCAGCUGUGGAGCCUCCCCUGUCCUCCUCUUCAGCUGUGCUGAGGGACCUCUUCACCACCGGCACCAGCAGCUUCAACGUGCUGCUGCAGAGCGAGGAGGACGAGAGGCCCAGCCACGCCACCGGCUCUGGCUCCGGGCGCGAGCGUGGACACGGGCACGGACGUGGGCGCGGGCGCGGGCCCAGAUGCGGCGGCCAUCAUCAUCACGCCAGCAGCCCCAAGCACUCGCCACGGCGCCGGCGCACCAAGAGGGCCUCGCGAUGCGCCUCUCUGCACAGCCCGGGCACCGGGGGUGGCACCGGGGGCGUUAGUGGGGGUAGUGGCGCCUCCAGCCGCCGUGAGAGGUGCCGCGGCGGCGGGCACCGAGGUACUGCCAGCAGCGGGUCCAUGCUGCUGUUGCCUGGCAAGGGAGCGGGUGACGUGGGGCGGCAGAGACAGAGCCAGAGCCAGGGGGUGUUGACGCACGCUGAGACCUUUCACUCACCUGGAGGAGGAGGUGGAGGUGGAGGAGGAGGAGGAGGUGGAGGAGGAGGAGGAGGGGGAGGUAGUAAAGGACUCAAGCCCAGCCAGGGCAUCUCUGUGCUGGGCAGCCAACUCGGCCUGUCCCCCCGGACGACGACGACAGGCGUCCAGUCGUCACGCAACAAGAGCUGCUCGCCGCGCUCCACCACCACCACCACUGGCACUAUCACCACCAAGCUCCCCCUGCUGGCCAAAGGGCUGAACUACAGCGGUGGUGGUGCGCUGCGCGGUGAGAGCGGUGAGAACUGCGCGGUGAAGAAGCUCUGCAUCCUCACGGCCGUCAAGCCCUCCAAUGUGGACAAGGAGAAGCUGAAGUUCUUCAAGUCCAACUACACCUACAACCCGCAGUUCGAGUACAGCAACCCGCUGCCCUCACAGGCCCUCGCCAAGCACGACAACGCGUCUGACCGCUUCCUGACUCAGGCGGUGCGUAUCCUGGACCUGGCCCUAAAGAAGUACGGCUGCUAUGAGAAGUUUGAGCAGGCCACCGGAGGAAACCUCCUGCCCAAGAGUCGAAUAUGGCACCACGUCAAGAAGUACAUGGAGAAGGAAGGAUGCAUGGGAGAGAUCGUGGUGCACCUAUCAGACGACCUGCUGUCCAGAGCCUCCAUGACGGUGGUCAACAGCAGAGCCACUCUGACCAUCAACAUGGCCACCGCACGCGAACACUGGCUGGAGGGCAUGCUGAGACACGAGAUCGGCACGCACUACUUCCGGGGCAUCAACAACAGCCAGCAGCCGUGGGGCAGCAGCAGCGGGCGCCGCAAGCACAACCUGCGACCUUUGAACCCCACGGAGGAGGGCCUGGCCAGCCUGCACAGCGUCCUGUUCCGGAAGGAUCCGCUCCUGUGGCGCGCCGCACUGCUCUACUACACCGUGUACCAGGCGAGCCGCAUGCCCUUUGCGCAGCUCUUCCAGGACCUGGGCCGCUUCCUCCAGGACCCCAACACACGCUGGGACUACUGCGUACGCGCCAAGAGGGGACAGACAGACACCUCACUGCCAGGGUGCUUCAGUAAGGACCAGGUCUACCUGGACGGUAUCCUGAUGAUCUUGAGGCAUCGUGACCAGAUCGACUUCCCUCUGCUCAUGGGCCUGGGCAAGGUGUCCUAUGAGGACGUGGAGCGUCUGCGUGACCUGGCGGCUACUGAGCACGUGCGGAUCCCCCACUUCCUGCAGGACGAGGCGCGCUACGCGGAGCAGCUGCAGAAGAUCAUGACGGCCAAUCACAUCACAGAUGCAGAACUGCAACGCCUGCUCAGCUAGCAGCUCAUUGGACGCUCGGCUCACACGUCCCGCCUCUCUGCACUGCCCCAUCCAAUCACCAGUCACCACCCACCCGAGCACGCUCUGUUCUCACUCACUAAAGAUUUCUCACACGCCUAUCACAUAGAUGUCCCCUUUAAAUGUAAAUACAGUCACACACACACACAAUUGUUAUAAUUAUCAAUAAAUAAAUAAAUAUUUUAUUUAUAAUCA